UUUUGACAAGUCCUUGGAUCUAAAUAAUUACUAUUUAAUCUUUAUGAUAAUCUAAAAAAUAGUUCUAUUCGAGUAGCUUCAUUAUUUUUAAAGACAAUGACUACAGGUGGCUCUGGGGCGGUCUUUUUUCUAGGCACUCGUGCUCAUUACCAGGUCCUCCAGCAGCCGGAGUCCCGUGCGUGCGACGUUGAGAAUGGGAACGCGUCCACGGAAACUAUAUACCAGAACCCGUCAGUGCAGACGUGGUCGGAGCAGACAGAGAGGGAGAACAACGGCUACUCGGCGGACAGGGGCAACUGGAGUUACUGCGAGCAAACUGAUGCGACAGAUGAGAAACUGGACAUUGGCAAUGGAGUGAAGAGACGGACCAGAAGGCGUCCGAGCGAGACGGCACUGUGCGAGAGGGAUGCAGACAUGCGACCUGCGUUGCUCAAUUCGGUUGGAGACAAUGUCACGCCAAAAUCGAAGACCCGCCGGCGGAUUUCGCCACUGUCAUUCCUGGCAUCGCUUGCUCGCCGCAAACGGAGGAUGGACACGGAACAAAUACAAUACCUACAACGUUUGGAGAAUGUACUCGCGAACUGUUCCUACAGGGAGUCCUGCAGGUGUCUCGAAUGUCAGAGCCGUUACUUCGACUGCGACGAGAGCGAAGGGUACACCUCUGACGAAAGCGAUGUCUCACCGCGGUACGUCGCACAGCCGGCGGCACAGCCCGUCGAGCAGUACCACGAGGAAGACGACGAUGACGAGGUAUUCAUAGACACAGUUCCCGGGGACAAUACAUCCACCGAUCUGCUCAUCGAAGGUAAGGAGAAGAUGUCGGUAUCCUCGGAGGAGGCUGAGGAGCCGCUAGACGAGGGCAUGCAGCUGGAAGUGGCCGCCGGGACCCCAGUUCUGCUCAACUAUCUACUCACCCAUCCUAUUACCUGUUCCAUACAAUAAUAGUUUAUUUAGUGAAAUACAAUAACAUGGAAAGAGCUCGAUGCAGCUUGGAAUUCUUCAAAAAACAGAUUUUUAAAGGAAUAGGUACCCCGUCUGCGCUAUCGGUAUACGCUGGCGGGGCACCAGUGAGGGAUGAUAGAUGAGGAUAAAGGUAGGCCAAUUAAUCCAUGGUAACAAAUUCAACAAUAGAUGAGAAUGAAAACAGGCCAGUUGGCCCAUCAUGAUGAAUUCAUCAGGAAUUAACCAUGAUAGUUUCUAGGGGGUACCGCGAGGAGGUCGACCUGGUUGGGUAUAUUGCUAGCAAUGGAAUUCUCAGUCUCCAUUACUAACAAUCCCUUUCCCUCCAAUUUCGCUUUGUUAUAUUCACAUAAGUAGAUAGAUCUCUCAUUUGUAGUUAGGUAAAUUACAGUAUAUAUUAUAUAAUAAAAUUGUGUGUGUGUGUGUGUAGUUUAUUUCAAUAGAACUAAAUGAAAAUGUAAACAAACGAAUAACCGA
Galleria mellonella (greater wax moth) is the source of this 1437-nucleotide messenger RNA. RefSeq lists its product as uncharacterized. NCBI's taxonomy places the organism in Eukaryota, Metazoa, Arthropoda, Insecta, Lepidoptera, Pyralidae. The transcript has 7 exons. The coding region runs from base 97 to 942 and encodes 281 amino acids. The record is from RefSeq and is a predicted model, not a curated record.